Molecule: messenger RNA, 943 nt
Organism: Lates calcarifer (barramundi perch)
Lineage: Eukaryota; Metazoa; Chordata; Actinopteri; Centropomidae
Gene: sub1b
Product: SUB1 regulator of transcription b
Exons: 5
Coding region: 129-506 (125 amino acids)
Biological process (GO): positive regulation of transcription initiation by RNA polymerase II
Cellular component (GO): nucleus; transcription regulator complex
Molecular function (GO): transcription coactivator activity; DNA binding
Source: RefSeq, a predicted model, not a curated record
UGUGAGAAGGGCUGUAGUGCAUUCCUGCCUGUCUGAACUUCUGUGUUGAAUAAAGUUUUGGGGAAAACGGAAACCGGAAAUAGACUCCGCUUCCCGUCAAGAAACCCGCACUCCUCCAUCAUAUCAUAAUGCCAAAAUCAAAGGAAGUACUGUCUUCCACAUCUGGAAGUGACUCUGACAGUGAAGUGGAGACCAAGGCAAAGCGAAAGAAGCCUAGUACACCAGAGAAACCAGUCAAGAAACCAAAGAGUGGGGAGAGUUCCAAGCCAGGGGGCUCAUCCAAGGGCAGCAGUAAUAGUGAUGACAACAUGUUCCAGAUUGGAAAGAUGAGAUAUGUCAGCGUCAGGGACUUCAAAGGUAAAGUCCUGAUCGACAUCAGAGAGUACUGGAUGAACGCAGAUGGGGAGAUGAAGCCGGGGAAAAAAGGUAUCUCCCUGAAUCCUGAACAAUGGAACCAACUGAAAGACCAGAUUUCAGAAAUUGACGAUGCCAUUAAGAGAAUAUAAGCAUUCCUUCCGGUGUUAUCUGUUGGCUGAUACGUUUUGUAAAAUGCCUGGGAUUGUUUUCUAUUUGACGUAAUUUGUAGUUGUAUAGAUGUUGUCUGCAUUUUGUUUUCUGUUUGAAACGUGUUUGAGUUGUUGUAGUGAUGGUGUGGGUGGAUGAGUAAGGUGUUGAUUACAGUAGGUGACUAGUGUGCAUCGAAUCAGUGAUGUUUUUGUAUCGAAUAAUAAAAAUGAGGCGCUAGCUUAAUAUUGUUGAGUUAAUGUGUAAGUGUGUGUGUUCACAAUUUGAUCUUCUCUUUGCUUCACCUGACCUUUGUAACAUAUAGUACCCAAUAUCAGUGCUUUUCAUUUCUGAAAGCCCAGCCCAGCCUGUUCUACUGUACCAGGAGGUAAUUUCACUCAUGGCUUAGGUUUUGAAAAUAAAAAUACUAUUAAACCAA